CCUUACACACAGGAAGAGCUGGAUGGAGUAUUCCAAGGAUUUUCACAGGAUAUAUUUAGAGAAGGAUCUUUUCUAGAAAGAUUUAUUAGAAUUUAUCAACGGUCAAAAAAUGUCUCUACCCUCGUGCUGUCCACCUGUGCACACUUACUGUACAACAAAGAGCUCAUCAGAUAUCUUGAGGAGAAUAAGUUUGAUGCUGUCUUUACAGAUCCAUUUCUACCCUGUGGGCAGAUCCUGGCUGAGCAUCUUUCACUUCCUUCUGUGGUUUUUUUGCAGCAAAUGCCGUGUGGUUUAGAAUUUGAAGCCACUCCGUGUCCCAAUCCUCCUUCUUACGUCCCCAGGGUGUUCACAGACCUUUCAGACCGCAUGAACUUUUUCCAGCGGGUGAAGAACCUGAUCUAUGAAAUCUCAAAUUAUUUUCUCUGUGAUUUUGUCUUUCAACCAUACACAAAACUGGCUUCUGAGUUCCUGCAGCGGGAUGUGACAGUGACGGAUCUCUUACGCCAGGCUUCCAUUGGGCUUGUGAAGCUAGACUUUCCUUUACACUACCCGAGACCACUGAUGCCCAGCAUGAUUAUGGUUAGUGGAGUAAACUGUGCUCACAAGAAGCUAACUGAG
Messenger RNA from Pterocles gutturalis (yellow-throated sandgrouse), 618 nucleotides. RefSeq names its product UDP-glucuronosyltransferase 1-1-like. The annotation marks the transcript as partial. Gene Ontology annotation, molecular function: UDP-glycosyltransferase activity. NCBI's taxonomy places the organism in Eukaryota, Metazoa, Chordata, Aves, Pterocliformes, Pteroclidae. The record is from RefSeq and is a predicted model, not a curated record. The transcript has a single exon.